CUCUAGCCUGGGAAAAUAAGUUAAUCAUGAAACAAGAUGCAAGAACCAUUUUCCAGCUGAGUGGGAUUUUCACAUGCAGAUGUUGCUGAUGUGAACAUUGGUGUAGGCCUACAGGCAGCGUGAGAGUGCUCCAGAUGUCUUGGCUCUGAGAGAUGUUUUGGCAGCCACUGAACAAGGGUUGGAGAUUGAGUCUUGUUCCUGCAAAGCUGCAGCGACAAAGCACACAUGACUUACUGAAAUGAUCCUGGCUGUGUUAAAACAUGAGCCAAAACUCCCACAGGGAGCAUUAGUCUGAGCGAUUCACAUAAACACUUCAAGAAGUCAGUUUUGGUUGAGCUUCCUAGUCAAGCUGACUUUUAAGGGAGAUUACCUUUCCAGGAGGCGAUCUGAAGAAAGGCAAGUUACAGGGAAUCAGGAGCAGACCUGAGCCUUUAUCCCUGUCAGCAUACUGCACUGGUGCUUUAGCUUCUCCUUAAUAUACAUCUCACCCUGAUUUUGUCCUGCCUGUAGUUUCAAGCAACCUCCUUAACAAAUCCUGCAGCAUCUCCUGGGGAAUUAAACGUGAUAAGAAAUGAGUGUGAUGAUGCACUGGUUGCUGCUGCUCCUUUUCCUGGUCAGCUUUGGCUCACCUGCACCCAGGUUUUCGGACAAAGAUAUCUGCCUCCUGGACAACAAUAAAUUAAGACAAAGGUUAAAACAUCUUCAAGACUUGCUUUACCUAUAUGAAUUGCAGCUGAAGGACAUACUGGAGAACACUUACCACAGAACAAAAAGUGAACUGUUCUCAGGCAACAGGAGUGUGCAGCAUGAGACGCUCUUACCCACAACCAGUGGAAAUUUGAUAGUGUAUGACCAAGAUUGCUCUGCAGUGUAUAACCGGAGGAGCACCACAAGUGGCUACUACCGGAUCAGGCCCAGAGCAGACCAAGAGCCUUUCCUGGCAUUCUGUGACAUGACCGAUGGCGGGGGCUGGACUGUCAUUCAGCGGCGGAGCAACGGCAAGGAGAAUUUCAACAGGAAAUGGGAUGAUUACAAACUGGGAUUUGGGAAAUUCCAGGGCAAGAAUGAUGAAUACUGGCUGGGCAAUGACCACAUCCAUGACCUGCUUGCUAGAGGAGAGAACUCAUUAAAGAUUGACCUGAUGGACUGGCAUGGGGAAAGACGUUAUGCAAUCUAUGAAAAUUUCCAGCUUGCAAAUGAACAGGACAAUUACAGGUUAUGGUUUGGCACCUAUUCUGGUAAUGCUGGCGACGCUCUGUCUGGUGGGAGCAAUUUUGAAGAUCAGUGGUCAGCCUCUCACAGAGGGAUGCAGUUCACCACAUCUGAUAAGGAUCACGAUCAAUUCCUGGCGGGCAACUGUGCAUCAGAGAACAAGGGUGGCUGGUGGUUUAACAGGUGCCAUGCUGUGAACCUCAAUGGGCGAUACUACAAAAGAGGGAGGUACAAUGGAGCCCACGAUGAUGGCUUGGUUUGGUCUACAUGGCACGGGAUGUGGUACUCACUGAAAUAUUCAGCCAUGAAAAUCAGGGCUCCGUUCUUUGUCGACAGCGAGAGCGGAGAUGGUGAAAACAGUCAGGGAAGCUGAAACCUGCUGCUUUGGAAAGAGAAAAAGCACAGGCUGAAAAGAAUGCUAUAAGUUGCUGCCGCCAAUCGCCAAACCUGCACUUGAUAGCUGGAGUUGCACCUGCUUCUGCCACCUGAAUCUAAUAGCAUGAGUUUUUUGAGCACAGCCAGACAACAAUUUAAUAAAAAACAUAUGGAUCUCAGUCACAGGAUAACCAGAGAUUUCUUUUUCAGCAGUUUUCAAGAUGUUGUUGGAGAAUAUUUAUUGAAAGUUCUCUGGAAUUCAAAGGAUCAAGCAUGUCCUUUAAUCAAUCUAUACUUUCCAAGGUCUAAACCUUUCUCGUCUUGAAUUUAACCAUCAGUGUUUCAGUUAUGAGAACAUCAGGACAGGAAGAACAAGGGGAUGGGGAAUUUGACUUUAUCUGGUGUGCCUUUGUUAGUGCUUCGUUCUGCAUCAGGAGAAUCUUUUUAAGGAACUUUCCCUAUGGUUCUAAGUGCCACACUUCUGCUGCAGAAUGCUUGUGGAGUGUGUGAAACCAGACCUGUGGAUGGACAUGCUCCAACUGCUAAUGUGCAUCCAAGGCUAAUGUGAAGCUAAGGCUGCUUCAAAAUAAACACCCACAAUACGGACAGUGUGGGUUCCAUUCCAACAGCUUCCUGCUGCAGAUCCACUGCUAGAGCAUACCACAAGACAUUAAUGCAGACAGACAAUCCCGCCAAACCGAUUUAAGACCCAGAUUAAAAUUAGGCAGAUUUGACUGAAAUUAAGGUGAGUGCAGAUAUUCCUAUGAGUUCCUAAAAUGCAGUCAUUAUUCAUUUGUGCAUUCUCCUGUCACCAGAUGACUUUACAUUAGUGAAGGGGAAUCAGAAAGUGGUUGAACCACAAGGCACACUGCUUUCAUUGUCUGACUGGGGUGAAAUGAAAGAGCCAUACAAAUGACUGAAAGAAAUGGAAUACCGAAAAUUUAUUUUCUACAGCUGUUAAUAACAACAGUUAAAAAUUAACAGUGGUACCACCUUGAUGCAAAUCAUUUAACUGCCAUGCUGUAGAAUAAACCUUUUUCCUUUUUUUUUUUCUGAUUUAUAAUAUUUUUUUUAACUGAUAUUACUUUUCCAUUUACUUGCUUUUAAAUCCAUACAUAUUGUAAUUUGUAUACAUAUUGAUAAAGAGUGAAAUAAAACCAUCUGAGUAGGACUUAA
Molecule: messenger RNA, 2763 nt
Organism: Cyanistes caeruleus (blue tit)
Lineage: Eukaryota; Metazoa; Chordata; Aves; Passeriformes; Paridae
Product: fibrinogen-like protein 1
Biological process (GO): blood coagulation, common pathway; blood coagulation; fibrinolysis
Cellular component (GO): fibrinogen complex
Molecular function (GO): protein-macromolecule adaptor activity; extracellular matrix structural constituent
Source: RefSeq, a predicted model, not a curated record